Rhinocladiella mackenziei CBS 650.93 is the source of this 1443-nucleotide messenger RNA. RefSeq lists its product as uncharacterized. The coding region runs from base 1 to 1443 and encodes 480 amino acids. Gene Ontology annotation, molecular function: oxidoreductase activity, acting on paired donors, with incorporation or reduction of molecular oxygen; monooxygenase activity; iron ion binding. The transcript is spliced from 6 exons. The record is from RefSeq and is a predicted model, not a curated record. Lineage: Eukaryota; Fungi; Ascomycota; Eurotiomycetes; Chaetothyriales; Herpotrichiellaceae.
AUGACUUUGCAAACGCUAACCUCAUUGCCAUAUGGCAGCGCCAACAUUAUGUGGGCGGUCGGCUGCACUCUGCUACUAUUACUAGCAUAUUCUUACAUCCAUUUCGUUAGACCAUCAACUGGAAAAGUGCCUUCCCUGGGCAAGUAUCCGAACACCAUUUUUUCAAUCCCUACUGAGCGCAUUCCCACUCUCAUCAUUCCCCGCAAGUUCUUACCAGAAAUUGGAAACUUGCCCGAAUCGCAGGUCAGCCUGCACAGAGAAGUAUAUGAGCGAUUCAUGGGCAAGUACACCAGAAUUCUUAAGAGCCACCAUCUAGAAAGCUUUGUCCGACAUAACCUGGUGAAAGAUAUUCGCCACUAUUUUUGGGUUGUGGACUUGGAGACCAAAAGCGCUGUGGACAAGGCAUUCAGUGGCCAAGAUUUUUGUGACUGGAGACCCAUUGCCACCUUCCAGAUGAUACUCGGCCUCGUUGCAUCCGUCAGCGAGCGAGUCUUUGCUGGGCCAGAACUUUGCAAGAAUACCGAAUGGGUGAAACUUACCAUAGACUGCGCAGUGGCAACAGCGCAGCUAGCUGCCUCCAUGACAUCGACCCCAUCUUGGUGGCGCCCGGUAAAGGCAUUGUAUUGCAAUGAAAUGAAAACCAUGGAUCGUGCGUACGUUCGGGCGGCCGAGUUGCUGGCGGAGGACGUAGCAAAGCGACAUGGUGCCUCUACGCCACCGGACCUGAUUGAUACCAUGCUGAAGGACCCCUCAGUCCAAUCGGAUGACUUUGAUCUGCUGGCUCGGAUUCAAAUCGAAGCGGCCCAAGCUGUCCACUUUAACCUGGCUUUCUCGCUCAUGCACGCAUUGAACGACCUGGCGACACAUCCUGAGUACUCAGAACCGCUUCGUAAAGAGUGGGAUGAGAUGUUGAGGAACAAUGACGGUCAUCUGACUUAUCAGGCCACCACUGAGAUGAGGAAGCUGGACAGUUUCCUCAAAGAAUCCCAGCGGCUGCAUCCUCAGUCCCUCGCCAGUGUCAGUCGAUGGAUUGUCUCGGCGAUCACACUAUCAGACGGGACAGUGCUACCCAAGAACAGCUCAGUUUCGGCGCCGACAUUGGGGGUGAACCUGGAUCCGUCGCUGUGGCAGGACCCGGAGAUGUUCGAUGGCUUCCGGUUCGAGCAUCUGCGCGAGAAAGGUGGUAAUGCCAAUGAAAACAAGUAUCAAUUUGCGUCGUCCAGUCUCGACGAGCUCAACUUCGGAUACGGUCAGCAUGCAUGCCCUGGACGAUGGUUCGUGAGUAUGCAAUCAAAGCUGACUAUUGGCUACAUCUUGCAGCACUAUGACUUGAAGAUGGGGGUGGGCAGUCAUGCUGAAAACGUUAUAACAGGGAUACGAAACACUCCAAAUUUGGAGGGCAAGCUCUUCUUCAAAGCCAGAGAGAGGUCGACACAUGUGUAA